Messenger RNA from Caenorhabditis bovis, 1533 nucleotides. The record is from the annotation of a GenBank genome assembly. NCBI's taxonomy places the organism in Eukaryota, Metazoa, Nematoda, Chromadorea, Rhabditida, Rhabditidae.
AUGGUGAAGUAUGUGAGAUCGCGAUUGCUUAACCGAAACCGUACGAUGGCGAAAAACGUGAAAUACAUGUUUUUCAUGUAUGGUCUUAGAAAGCAACGCGAUCUCACCUCGAUAAUGGGAACUCGUGCUCGGAUUGAAAAGGGCACGAAAGGUCGAGCAGUAAUGGAUCAAUUGGGAGACGACGCUUUCUGCGUAAAUAUGAGUACAGUGUUUGCGAAAUUGCAUGGAUUCGCUCCGUACUGGAAUCAAUGUCGUUUAAGAAUAAUGGGAUAUCUUGCAUUCUUCGGGCCACCAACAUGGUUUGUCACGUUGAACCCAAACGAGAAAAACUGGCCUGAACUUCACGCAGUUUAUUCAAAGAUCACAGGAAAGAAGGUGACUGCGAAAAAUAUAAACGAAUUUAGCCAUUACUUCUAUCGCGUCGAAUACCAACACCGAGGAACUCAACAUGUCCAUUGCUUAUUUUGGACAAAAGAAAGGCCGUCGGAAAAUGCACCGCCAAGCGAGAUCACGGAAUUUCUCGAUAAAACCCUCACCGCACGAAUGCCGACUCAUGAAGAGAAAGAAUUGAAAUCGUUGGACUUGCCGUCGCGUAACACGCUAUCGCGGCAAGCAGAUUUCUCGCUGUCGUUUUGGCUUCCCAAGACCAGCGCGCGUCGAAAAGCGUUUUUGGCGGCCAUGGAAGAGCAAGAAACAGAAGUGUGCGACGUGUGCGAACAGCUCACUGACAAUAAUGUCCAUUAUCGAGACAUCGAGAUCAAUGAGGCCUUCAAGUUUGAAGUGGGUAGAGAUGUGUUUUUCGAAAAACCAGAAGCAACACAAAAAGAUGCGGACCCAUUAAUCGACGUGGAGGGAAAAGAUGAUGAUGAUCAUCUUCUCACUCAAGUACAUAUUGAGAAUGUGCCGAUGGCGGAAAUGAAUCCACCCGAUGCACUACCGGGGCUCGCUUCCGAUCAUUACAAGCAGUUCGGAUUUAAAGCAAUACUAAAAGAAGGCACUGCUAUUCGGAGACGAAGAAGAGGAACAAUUCAGGAAGGAGAAGGUGAAAAGCUAUUUGUCGGCUGGCUAAGGAUGUUGAAAAAAAUAGAUAAGAAGGAAAAAGAAAUGAAGAUCGUGGAGUCGAUUGAAAAAGUGUUGGUGAACCCGACGAUUGAAGACAUAAUCAAGGUGGUCAAUGUGACGGCAAAGAAAGAGGAUUUCUUUUUGUGCCCGAAAGCCAAACCCGAAGAAUGCUCAGUUCAGAAUCCGUCAAAAUGUAAGAUGGUAUUGAAAGUAAUUGAGGGUGGUGUUUAUUAUGAAGAUUACUCGCAUAGUAGUUAUGUAGCUACUACUGGAUUAAAGAGGGACAAAUACGUUCCUUUCGACGUCGAUCAAUCGCAUGCUGAUGAAAUAGGAUUAAUUCGAUUUUCGGAGAAGAGAAGCAACGUGGAUCGUGUCGUUGAACCCACCCGAAAAAAGUUGUCUGGAUCUUCAAGCGGUAUAUUCAAAAAUUACAGGAAAGACGGUGAACGCAGAAAACCGGAUGCCGACUAA